CACAUGAUGGAGCUCGCGGGAGAUGCUUAUUGAUUCACCUAUUUAUACCUUUAUCAUUUUUAACCUGCCUUUGAUUUUUUUUGUAAAGCAUAUUUUACUAGGCACGUUCUUCUAAUUUUUUUCUUCCUUGAAUCGAUUUCAGUCCUUUUCAUACAAAAUGCCUGCUAGCAUCUGAAAAGGCUGGUGCCUUUGAGUCGAUGGCGCAGAGGCCCCACUGACAGGACAAUAACCCACAAAGACGCGACCUGGUACUGUCCUGACUGGCAGUGUAGACCGAGGGCUAAAGGAGAAGACCAUGACGAGGAAGCCGAUGCCAUUGAGUUCACCACAGGGGGCACUGCGCUGUCCGUCACAAACCCCCUAAGGGCCCCCAGAGCCCAGCCCAUGAAGUCCCUGCAUGAGCUCAGCACGUCUGCUCUGGAUGGGGCCCAGUCCAUAUGAAUUGACAUGGAUGAUGAAGAUGGCACCUGUUUGCUUGAUGUUUUGUGUGAUCCCCAAGCCUUGAAUGACUUCCUCCACGGAACCAAUGAGCUGGAGAGUGGGGACCUGCUCAUUAACCCCUCCGAAUCUGACCCCUCCCUCUUUGCAGACAGCACAAGCCCGGUCUCCCUGCUGGCAGAUGACCCCCCAUCCCAAGACGCCCCACCUCCUGGCUGUGUGGACCUGUCCUUCCUGGAGGAGGCGCUGCUGGGGUCCCCUGAAGGGAGCCGGGCUCCAGUGGAGCAGGACAGGGAGCAGGAUGGAGGGGUGUCAGGAGAGGCGGAGGAGGAGGAGGCCUGUGAUAUUCUGCGGCAGAGCUUGCAGGAGGCCGACAUCACCGAGCAGACUCUGGCCCAGGAGGCGGGGCUGGCCCAGUCUGGCGAGUCCCUGCAGUACCCUGCAGGCACCCUGCUGUCCGCACCUCCUCACUUCCUGCCCAAGCCACUGACCGCCCAAAACCUGGUGCCAAAAGACACUCAAGUAGCUGUGGAGCCGCCCCAACCGUCUCUGCUAGCUGUGGGGCCUGGAUGUCCUUCUCUGAAACCCACUGCCCCUCAGCUCAUGGGUCUACUCCCAGGCACUGUCUUCCCUGCCCCGACCUCCGAGCCCUCCUUCUCCCUUAACCCAACUCAGGCGUCUGGCAUGCUGAUCCAGAAGGCCCUGCCCAGUGUGAAUGGGCGUCCUCUCUUCACUGCCCCGGCGCUCAGAGCCAGUCCCACCCCUGGCAUUCUGCUCCCCAGGGCCCCCCUGCCUAUCCAGCCCAAGCUGCCAGUCAGUAUCCAACCCCGACUGGUCCAGAUCAGCCCCAAGCUCCCUGGCCAGAAGACUUCUCCAGGCUUAACUUUUGUUUCUGGAACAUCCUCCCCUAAUAUCCUGCUGUCCACCGCCCCCAGUGCCAAGCAGCCACCCCCGCCCUCUCAGGGCUUGAGCAAGCCUCUCAGCCUGCAGCUGCUCAACCAGACGGGCAGCAUUGUUAUCCAGCAGCAGGGCAUCUUCCCAGCACCCAACCAGUUCAUCCUGCCAGGACAGCCCCCUGUUCAUGGGCCCCAGCCGCCCAGCACAGCCCGCCAACUCCUGAGCACAGCAGGCCCUGCCGGUCAAGCAGUCAGACAUGGACCCUCUGGUCAGCUGGUUGAUGGUGCCCAGAUUCUGACCUCACCUCCUGGGCAGCUGAAUUUUAGCCCUGUAUUCACGACACCCACUGGCCAGCUUGCUGUCAGACAGGGCACCAUUCUCUCUGGACCUCUGCAACUGCAGCCUACCGCCCCUGCAAUUUUUCAGAUGCCAGCCCACCUAGCUGGGGCCUUUGCCUCUCAGGCCCCAGGUCAGAGAGGCACCCUGCUCCACAGCACCACCUUGGGGAACCAAAUCACUGUUCUCAACAGUCAGGGGGUUUUGGGUCCAACUGUUAGUGUCCAGCACAAUACACCUCCAGAUCUGGCUUCAGUGUCCAUUGUGAAUGGCCCAUCGGUAGUGCAAGGUCUACCCUUUGUGUCUCAAGGCCAGCGAGCAGCUCUUACAGGAGCUGAGGGCUCUUCCAGCCUUCAAUCCCCUGCCCUGCUGCUCCCAGAGAGGCCCAGGGAGGAAGAAGGAGUCCAAGAAGUGGAAGGAGUCUCUUCUGAGGAGCAGCUAAUUCACCUGCCUCAGACUCAAGAGCAAGAGCCAGCCCAACUCCAGCCAGCCGUUCCUGUUCAAGCCCAGGCUACGCCCCAGCCAGAGCUGCAGCUCCUCACCUCCAUGGUUGUGCAGCCCCAGGUCGUGACCUCGCUCCCAGCCCACGCUGCCUUGCAGCUUCAGGACCAGCCCACGCUUCUCCGGAAGGACAGCCUGGCUCCAGAGCCUGAAAGCCAGCUCGGCCUGGAAGAGGGGCGCAGUGUCACCCCGCUGAAACAGCUCUUCGUCCAUCAUCUGCAGCAGCAGGUUCUACAGUUGCCAUCCCCACCUGCCACAAGCCACACCACAGGCUCUUCACCCGCUGCCCAGGCGGUCACCCUCCCAUCCCCUCUGGGAAGUGCUGCUGCCCCCAAUGUGCACUUAACAGGGCAGGCUGUCGCCCUCUCCUCUCCAUUAACCAAUGCGACUCAGGCGACUCCACCUACGAACCCGGGGAGUGGACAUACGGGAACUCUAUGCUCGCCUCUGAUAGGGCAGACCUCUCAGAGUGCACCCCCAGUGAGCUUCUCCUCACCGCCCAGUGGACAGACAGUGACACUAGCAGUGUCAGGACCCGGCCAGGGACAGGUGGUGCCGCCCUUGUCUCCAGUGCCCAGACCCCUGAAAUCAGCAACUCUUGGACGGGUCUUAACACCAGGGGGCGCUGUAUCCUGUCCGUUACCCACUAGUCCACCCACGCAGCAGCCAGCAUCCUUGUCCAUACCAGGCAAGCCUACAUCAGGGCUUCGGAGCCAGACGGACCCUGUGCCUCACCCCAGGAUGAUUAACAAGCCUGCCGCUGUGCUGGCUGUGGAUGGGAAACUGCUGACCCUGGGGCUCCGGCCUGCCUCCCCGAAAGUUCAGGGGCCUCCGGUUCAGGGGCCACUCAUUCAGACACUGCUGCAGCCACAGCCACCAGUCCAGACAGGGAGCGUGGAGAGACCAGUGAAUACUCUGCUCAGGAGACAAAGGUUCCAGCAGCAGAUCUGCUCGGAUCACAGUUCCGUGAUGGACCCCGAUGUCAGCACUCCCUUUGUCUCCCUGGAGGACAGCCUGAGCCGCUUGCUCCCCUAUCACACCUGCGUGGGGGUGCUGCCUAGCACCGAGGACUUUUAUAGAGUGGACGAGCAGUUUGAAGUGGUGUCCAGUCUGCUGUUGAAACGCACUCAGGACAUGCUCAACAAGUACCGCCAGCUGCUGCUUCAGGAGGCACAGCAGGUGAGUCCAUCGGCAGAGAUGGUGAUGCUGGAGCGUCUCUUCCUGCAAGAUGAGAGGGCAGCACUGAGUGAGGAAAAGAGGAUAGCCAAACUGGACCCAGAAUCCUUCAUUGCCUCCCUGUACAAACCUGGGGUCCAGUCCAGGUCUCCAGUGGCCCAGUCUCCUCCCUUGAAGGGGAGCAGCUCGUCUCCACCGUGGGCGAUGCUUUCCAAUCGUCCCCCCGGCCUCAAGACCUACCGAUCCAGUAGCCGAGGAGGCCUCAAACUGACCAUUAAGCACGAGGCCGGCUCCAGGAAGGUGGUUCACAACUCUGCCUGUGAGUCCAGGGGUGAGGCUGUUUCCUGUGCCUCUGCUGUCCCUGCUGGGAAAAACCAGGAAUGCGGGGAGCUUACCAAUGGGAACUCAUCCCGGGGCCUGGAUUUUAGGGAAUCCCCGCAGGGCGUGACCGAGUCCCCUUCGGGUGUCUCCAAACAAGAGCCUCAAACGUUCAGCGGCGGGUUCGCUGGGACACAGGCAGCCGAGAACCCGGGUGGCCCAGAGGAGUCGCCCCUCACCGACACCGAGCCGUGUCCACCGGCUGCCAAACGUGCGCGGCCCGGUCCCGCGGAGGAGCCCAGCACCUCGCCAGAGGACAGCGCGCUCAGCGAGCACCUCCAGAGCGCCAUCGACAGCAUCCUGGAGCUGCAGAGGCUGCAGGGACCCCUGGCCUCCGGGCCCCGCUGCCCAACCUCCCCCCAGGACAAGCAGGAAGCACGGGCGUCCUCCGCCCUGGAGGAGGCAGUCAACAGCAUCCUGGAUGAACAGGUGUAGCGUUUGUGUGUGAAUGUGAGGGUACGGGCAGUGGGGGAGGGGGAGCGGGGGCAAUUAGACAACGAAUGAGUGAAAAGGAGAUAUUUGACAGCACCGAGUUAGCGAUCUUGAAAGAAAACCUUUUCUAUUUUGUUGGAAAAAAGCUUCUUGGACCUAUAAAUUAUUCAAAUAUAAGAAGAUAUGUUUGAAUUUCAGUGACGGUCAAUCUUGUCCUAUGCUUCAAGUAAAUUAUGUUCACAGGUUAUUGCAGGUUGCCAUGGUUGUUAAUGUAUAUUGAUGUCUGAAACAUUCAUUCUUUUCAUAUUUGGAAGGAGACCUUUUUUAAGUCCCAAAUGAAUAGACAAAUUGCAAAAAAGCAAAUUUGCAAGAGGGGCGUCCUGCCAUUCAAUUAAGCACUGAAUGAUCCACUGUUCCAGGAACGUUUACUGCAGAAUUUAUUUAAAAGCUUUAUUAUGCUGUAAUUACUGUAAAAUAUCACUCAAACAGCUUAGCUUCCCAAUCAGUAUGUUUUAAUUUGACAGUUGAAAACUUGUCUUUUUUGGGAAUUGAAUGCAGAGACAGAAGUUUGGUGGCAGACGUUUUGAAUCCCUAUUUUAACAAUUUCUACAUGGCAACCACUUGCUUUUCAAAAUUUUUAAUGUUUUAAAAUUAUUUUUUAUAAAUGUUUUACCAUCUCUUAACGUUGUUUGGAAUUAAAUAUCAACACAGCUCUUUCACUUAUAGAACUUUUAUAUGUUCUCCUGAAAAUAAAUGCCAAAAAAGCACUUAAUACACUACAAAAAAGUGGGACUAUCCAUGUAGCUAAGAGAUUAAUGCUUUCAGUAUGGAAUUCCCUCAUUUGACUUUUCAUCAGACGGCUCGGAGUGUAGGUCCAAUUCACUACAGGAAUAUUGCCAUCAUAGUGCAUUGAAUCUCACCACUCGGAGUCUGUUUGCACUUUGGAAUAUGAGAUGAUGAAGUAACUAAAAAAAACUUUAACUGGGUCAAAAACCUGAGUCUACACUUACCUUUUGAACUCUAAUUGAUGUUAAAUGUAAAGACGUCUAAAUUAUGUGAAAGUAUUUUACUUCUAAGACAAUACGGUUUUGGCUCACAAGGGAAGUCCAUACUGUAAUGCAAAAUUUAAAUGAAAUUGAAGCAAAUGAUCAAAAUACCUUCCAGUGUUUGUAACUUGGUUCUUAGAGCAGCAGGUAGAGCACUUCACAACCAUUUUCCUAUGUGGAAAAAGGCCUGUUGUGACUUCUGUGACUUGGAAUGACACUGAUAGUUUGUCCUAUUAAUAUGGGAGAAAUCAACAGAGUGUGCAUGAGAAAAUGACCAUAUUUUAUUAUGCAUCUGCUAAGAAACUGAAAGUUUCUUUACCAUUCUGCUCCCAGUGUCAAAUUGCUGAUGCCACUGAUGUUUGAAUGCAUUUAUUUUGAAUUUAUCAGGCUUUUUUCAUUUACUCUAAAUGACAAAAUGAAAAUGUUUUGAAGUGCAGCUUUUCUUUCUUAUAGUUUUACUAAAACACUCUGCCUCUUUGAAGUCAGAGAAAUGGUGGGGAAUGUUUUGUGUUGAUUUCAUUUACAGUCAAGACUGUUCUAAUGCAUUUGUGUUGUGUUGCAGGAAUGUGGGGUGAAUGUGCUAGUUUGUGGUGAAUUGAGAUCUGAUGUCUGCUUAUCUACUUUGAUAUAUUUUUUUCCAGCUGCCAAUCAGGGAGGAAUAUGAAAUGGACCACCCCUUUUUCCAAAAGUCACAGAGAGAAAUGGAAAUGAAGGAAAUACACCAGUCUAGUUUUGUUAUAAUGUAAAAUAAUGUAAUCUGCUUACAUUAGGGGACAGUUUCAGUGACAACAUCUCAAAAAAUGUUUUAAAUGGAAACCUACAAAAGGUGUCUCUGUGGUCUGUUUCUGAAGAUACAUUGGGAGCAGAGCUUCUUCCUAUCUGCGGAGGAAUUAAUUAGGAAAUAUUUAAGAGUUUCAUCCUUUCAGUAAUGGUUGGGAACAGUCACUGUGGUGAAGGCGUAACAGUAGUGUAAUGGCUGUUCUGUUGGUCUUUCCAUUGUAGACUUGAGCUCUGGAAGCAGUGAGAUUGGAACUUCUGAAUCAAACUGAAGAGCAGUGACUUGAUUUUGCAUACUGUAGGUGUGUGUGUUCCUGGGUGUUGAAUGUGUGAAUAUUCAGGGGAGUGAAAUGGACUUGGACCAUUCCAUUUCUGAGAAAACAUAUCAGCAGUGAGUAGAUGUAUACGAUUUGUUUCAGUGCUGUGGAAAUUAGGAAAUUAUGUUUGUUAAUUUGGCAGUUUAACUAGCUGUUAAGAGUCCAAAACAACAGACUCAAGUAUAAUUAAUAUAUGAGGAACAGUCUUAACAUUGAGGCAUUUGAACAUUUAACAAAAGGUGUGCUUUAAUUUAAGUGUUCUGCUUAAUGCUAGUGGUUAAGCUGUUAAUGACAAGAAAAGCUUUUGUCUCAGUUCUAGAUUCCCAUAACAGCUGUUUAACAUUCAUUACAUUUACAGCUACUGUAUUAAACGACACCAGCAAAUAAGAAAUCACAAUUCUUAUUUUUUAGCACGGAGGAAUUUUUAGAAAAUUGUGAAAAUUGUGAAAUUGUAAAAAAAAAAGAUACG
Molecule: messenger RNA, 6767 nt
Organism: Lepisosteus oculatus (spotted gar)
Lineage: Eukaryota; Metazoa; Chordata; Actinopteri; Semionotiformes; Lepisosteidae
Product: BRD4-interacting chromatin-remodeling complex-associated protein
Biological process (GO): positive regulation of DNA-templated transcription
Cellular component (GO): SWI/SNF complex
Source: RefSeq, a predicted model, not a curated record